AGGCCACCACGCGCGCGCCCUCCUCCUCUCCAACCCCUCUCCUCCUCCCCGUUCCCUCCCCCUCCCUCGCGCCGCGCGGAAGGCCAAGCGGGAGAAGGAGCCUUGGAGAUUUUCCCGGAACCCCCACCCCCUACCUCCUCCCAUCAAGGUUUCACCACCACCGCCCGUCCGUCCGCCACCAGCCUCCCCCGCAUCGCCGCCCCAACAAUCCCAGUCGAGUCAUCCGCCCACCCCCACCCCCACCGCCGCCGCAGCAGCCGUCCGCCCCCCGCGUCCGCCGCAGAGCCGCCGAUCCCCUCCCGAGAGCCCCCGCCCCGUCGGCUCGUGGAUCUCGGCUGCCGCCGUCGACGGUGCUGGUGGGGAUUUCGGGUCCCGUGUUUAUUGCUCCGAUUCGGGCCCUGAUUCUCCCCGGAUUGCGUUUCCUUUGAUGGGGCCGCCGCCGCCGCUCCGGCUCGGGGUGUGAUUCUGAUUCUGAUUCGGGCGGAAGGUAGAGAUUGUCGUCUUUUUAUUGAGCCCCCCCUGCCUGCCCUGGUUUCUCUGCCGCUAUUGGAUUGAUUUGGGAUCCGCGAUCGAGAUUGCUCCGUGAAGUUUUUGGUCCUAGGGAUAUUUUUUGACUGGCCCGGAUCAGGAAUAGAGGGUUCUCUUGCUGGGGGGAGGGAGAUCUAGGGUUGCGUCUUCUAUAGUUCUCUUUGUGCAUGUGCAUACUCCAUAGAAAAAAACACCAAAAAAAGGAGGGGGUGAGGAGGAGUUGGAGGAGCAGGAGGAGGAGGAUUGGAGCGCAGGGGAGUUUGGAGGUUAUUAUGGCGCUGAAUUAUCCGUCGUGCUCAUUCUUGGUGAGCGACGAGUGCUCUGCCCUGAUGCGAGGGUGUGGAUGCUGGUCGGAGGAGGCCUCGCCCCUCUCGUCCCCAGGGGUCAACUCCAGGCGCUGGGAUGAUUUCGAGCCCGAUCCUGCGGAUCUAUUGCCCGUGGAUCCCUUCGGGAUGAACUUGGGGAACACCAUCACUGCAGCCAUCGCCAGUUGCCUCGACCGCACGGUCAUGUCUGGUGCAGGGCGUUUUGGAAGCAGUGACGGUGGCGCGGCCGACUUGAGUUUUUACCUGAAUCAUGCUAUUGCCGUCUCCCGGGGGCCAUCUUGCCUCCCGGGUGGCUUCGGGCGUGCUUUUGAGGGGCCCUUUGUGUUUGGAGGCCUUUAUGAGGCCGGAGGCGCCAACUGCUCUCAAGGGUUGCCUCCCCUUGUGUCCUGCUCAGGCUCAAUUGUACCUGGAGAGGAUCCAUCUACUUCUGGCAGUGCUGCAUUGUUGUGCCGUGAAGGAGUUGAUGCUGUGGGAGCGUCCUGCUCACGCCCAAUUGUACCUGGAGAGGAUCCAUCUACUUCUGGCAGUGCUGCAUUGUUGUGCCGUGAAGGAGUUGAUGCCGUGGCAGCGUCCUGCUCACGCCCAAUUGUACCUGGAGAGGAUCCAUCUACUUCUGGCAGUGCUGCAUUGGUGUGCUGUGAUGGAGUUGAUGCCGUGGGAGCGUCAUGCUCACGGCCAAUUGUACCCGGAGAGGAUCCAUCUACUUCUGGCAGUGCUGCAUUGGUGUGCUGUGAUGGAGUUGAUGAUGUGGGAAGUGCACCACAUGACGGGAUGAUGUAUGCUCUUGCCUAUCUUGGGCUUCGUGACAUCCUAGCUACAGAGAUGGUGUGCAAGUCUUUGCAUUCGUGGAUCCGCAGCGAGUUAUCGUGGAAAUGUAUCCACAUUGAACCGGUAUUGAGCGGGAAGAUCUCUGAUCCUGAUCUUCUAUUUCUGACACAGAAGAUUCCAGGUGCUUUGCAGUGUCUAAAUAUAAAUGACUGCAUAAAUAUCACCGACAAUGGUUUGAAUGCUGUUCUCCAAAGCAAUCCGACGUUAACAAAGUUGAGUAUUGCGCGCUGCCCGCGGUUAACUUUGGAUGGCCUUAUUGCCAAUCUAAAGUCAUUUAAUAUGAAAGCAGUGUCGGGUAUUAAGAGCCUCAGAAUUGACAAAAACUUCAAUUUACCAAAAGAGGAUUAUGAGGAGUUAUUAUCCUUGUUGAGCAUCGACAAGAGACAGGAGUUGCACAACUGGGCUCCGCGAUUCCGUCAUUCUAAUCAUUUUUUAUUAGAUUGCAAUGACGGAUAUGCUCUUGAUAUUGAGAUGUGCCCCAUCUGUCAAAGUUACAAACUUGUUUUUGACUGCCCUGAAGUGGAGUGCAGUGACAAGAGAUCUGGCAAGUGCCGAGCAUGUGAGGUUUGCAUCAAGAGAUGCCGGCAGUGUGGAAGGUGCUUAGAACGAAAUGAGAAGUUUGAAGAGAAAUUUGAUCUGGUCUACCUUUGCUACAAGUGUCGAGGCGAUCCGGCUUCACCAUCUCUUGGUGUGGAAAAGGAUCUGGUCUCUAUUUUAUCCAGUGGAAGAAUAGCUUCUCCUUGACCAUGGAGGAGCAACAGUACAUGUCCAGCCAUUCAGCCAUCUUUCUUAGCAUUACUGAUGAAGGGAAAAAAAGGAAAAAAAAUAUAGUUUGCUAUUCAUGAUGGUGUGUGGUCGUUUGACAGAUGGUACAUUUGCUUGCAAGAAAAACAAAAAAAGAUGUUACUAAUUCCAGCAGAAAUAAAGGGAUGGUUCCCACUAUUACAGCCUCACCAGCGACCAUGAGGGAUGUUUCUUCAUGGAGUUUGCAGUUCAAGAGUGUAUAGGUAGAGGGUGAGAUUGGUGUCGGUGUGUUUGCUUGAUGCUGCAUCUUCCUGUGAAGAAGACUGAAGAUGAACUUAUUCCUUGGCUUCCAAGUAUAUUAUAUCUGUAUAUGCGUCACAUUGUAAUAGUUUGCCCUGUAUACGUCGUGUCGUAUGACUUGGUAACUUGUUUCAUAGAAAUAAAUAAAUCAAUGACUUCUAACUA
This is a messenger RNA of Triticum aestivum (bread wheat), 2891 nucleotides long. RefSeq lists its product as uncharacterized. Gene Ontology annotation, cellular component: cytoplasm. The record is from RefSeq and is a predicted model, not a curated record. The transcript is spliced from 3 exons. The coding region runs from base 696 to 2426 and encodes 576 amino acids. NCBI's taxonomy places the organism in Eukaryota, Viridiplantae, Streptophyta, Magnoliopsida, Poales, Poaceae.